This is a messenger RNA of Perca fluviatilis (European perch), 10386 nucleotides long. RefSeq names its product transcription activation suppressor family member 2 (gene tasor2). Gene Ontology annotation, cellular component: nucleoplasm. Gene Ontology annotation, biological process: negative regulation of gene expression, epigenetic. The transcript has 22 exons. The record is from RefSeq and is a predicted model, not a curated record. Lineage: Eukaryota; Metazoa; Chordata; Actinopteri; Perciformes; Percidae. The coding region runs from base 417 to 9809 and encodes 3130 amino acids.
CUGCCUCACCCUCACCACCACCAGUUUGGUGUAGACUUUCAAGAUGGAUGCUUUCAACUCGAUAGGUUUCUCUUUCUUUUUCGAAACGGACUACAUGUGUAGACCAACCCGGCAUGAAUACUAAGGAGCUUUAAUUGUGAAAUGGAUUUAAUACCCGUAAAACGAUAAAAGUGGAUUUUUUUGUUUCUAGCUACGUGUUCGGACGGCCGUUAAUUUUGCAACUUCCUGGUUGUCGCAUUAUUAAUAUCGCUGUUGAAACUGGGGCGAAAGCUCAAGUUAACGCCACUGUUGACUGUUUGCUGGAUACAGGAUACAUAGGGCUGUCGUUAUGCAAUUAUGCUAUAAUGUUUAAAACCAGAGACAACAGUUUUCAACGAAGGGCAAAGGGAAAACGACAUAUUUCAUAGUGUUCAGCAAUGGAAAGUGGAAAUGGUGGUGCCUCGAGGAAAGGUGGUGUUUUAGUAGCUGUCUCAGAAAGUUCUGGCGUCUUUCAAAACAAUAUUUUGGCUCCACUUAAAAGUGCGUACUUGUAUGAGGAGUCAAAGCAGUCUUUCAGGUAUACAUCCGCUGUCUUGGUAAAAAAUCCAGCACUGGAAGAAAAGUAUUGUGCUUUCCGAGCAAAGAGAAAAGAAGAAGGAUAUUCAGAGGAGGAUCUGAAAGAAUCCUAUGGGUUUUUGCUGUUUGAUGAUGUCAACAAGGCAAAUGCACUUGGAGAAACUGGUGUGCUCACUGGAAACAGCACAUGCACCACUCUUGGAGAUCCCUCCAAAGGUGUUUAUGUAUCAAUGUACUCUGACUGUUUGGAUCUCAAUCGCUGGUAUCAUGGGAAAUCUGGAUACAUUGCCAUCAUCAGGCUGACAAAGGGUAGAGUUAAAAAGGUUUUAGAGAACUACACCCAGAACUUCACUGCACCCACUGUGGGGUUUGACUGUCAUGUGUCAGAACAGUUUCCUUCAGUAUCUGCCAAAACCAGCUCCUUUCUUGCCUUCGAGAGAACCCAGUAUUACAUGUAUGAGCUGCUAGAUGAUGGAAGUAAUGUGACGACUCAAUCUCCCAGCGCUGCCUGUCCUUUUGCCAUUGUAUCAUUUUCAUACACGGAUACCAAAGCAACGAUUGUAGCAUCACAGGAGAAAAGUGAGGUGAAAAAUCUCGUUUGUCAUUACCUUCCUUGGAGGGGUCAGCUUCAAAUAGGCACCCUGUUCUAUGAUGUUGGGCUGAGGUCUACAGUGGCCUUAAUCCCUGCAGAACUACCACCAGUGGUGAAAAUUGGCAGAGCCAUUUCCAUGUCAGAUCUGAGACAGCUAUUGCCAAGGGCUGUCUUUGAAACCUGCUUCUCUGGUGAAGUCUUUCUAGAUGGCUUAUACUUUAGUCUGUAUGAGUUAGUUUCUUCUGAGGCAGUAGAAACCAACUCACUCCCUCUACUUCUGCGUGAGAUCAAGGAGAAAGAUCUUGCUCUCACUAUCCAGCUGAAUGAUGGUGGUUUUCUUAUCCUGUUGCACUCCUCACAUUUCCUCACAUAUGAUGAUACUGGUUCCAGUGCAACUGAUGUCCUGCAAGGCAUGUUUGUGUUUCCAGUCUCGCAGGUUAUACAGACAGACACCAAAUCUGGAGGGAAAAAGCCUGCCAUUUCAUCUGAAAUACUGCAUGUUCUACAGGUGCUUAAUUAUGCAGAAGGCGAAGUUGAGAAAACAUCCAUUGACCCAGGUGAAGAACUGUGUGAAGUCCUGGCACAGCAUAUGCAGCGUUACGCAGCCCUGAUAAAUCCUGGGUUGGCAUUAAGUCCUGCUAGGGAACUCAGCAUCUUUCCAGAUCAGUAUGAUGUGCCGGAUGCCCACAAGCACCUCUACUCAUGCCCAGAGUUGACUAACAGGGCAUGGCAGAGCUUCAGGUCAUACUUGAGCAAACCAGUCUCUUUUCAACUGCCAUUGUCCAAAGCUUCAGAAAUCCUGGCACCUAGACAAGAGGAGCGAAUAGAAGACCUUGAUGAUGAUGUCUACAUCUGUCUGUCAUCUCCUGAGGAGGCACCAGCAAAUCCUGUUAGCAUGGAGUCAGAGGACCAGUUGACAGGCCAGAGAUCUCCUGUAAACAUUGAAACACCUGUUGACACUUUUAUAACAAGUGCUGCAGUACAAGUUGACGUAACAGCUGUGCCUCAGAAUGUUGUACCAGAUGAUUUGCAUGCUGGGGAUGCUACUAAAUACACUGGCAAAUCUGAUCUGACUGUGCUGAUCAAAACUGAUGACAUGGGGGCAAAAAAUGUCCUGACUCCCUCUACAUCAGAUGACCUUCCUGCAGAGCUGAUUGUCAGCAUCACAUCGGCAGAGCAAACUGUCACUGAUGAGAGUUUAGAUAUGAUCAGUACUGUGUCUGCAACAAUGCAUAAUGACAUUCAACUUUCUGGUUUUUCAACAGCCAAAUUACAAAUGACAGGAGUGAACUCUCUGAAUGAUGAGACUGUUACAACCAAAAAGGUUUUGGAUUGCCCGGAGUUCACCAAACUCACGAAAACACAAAAGAGGAAACUACGUAGGGGAUAUUACAAAGGUCGGAAAAGGGUAUCUAACGCGUGCGUUGAGACUCCAAGUUUACAAAUACCAGUGGAGGAUGACAACUUGAAGAGUCAGAAGGAAGACCAGGCCAAGGAAUCAUCAGGCCACCCACAGUUGAGUAAUCCUUCUUAUAUUGAGCGGAGGAAAGUACAGAGGCGAAAGUGCAAAUUUAGAAAACCAUCAUCAUCUGUUGGUUUAGCAGUUGCAGAGGAGAAAAAACUAGACCCUGGACAGCAGAACUCUGAAAGCACAUUUUUAAUGGAACUUGAAACUUUUCCUCUGAGAAAGAAAACUGAGCGCUGGGACUUAAAGCCGGUCAUCAGCGAAUGUGGAAGAAUCUUGGUGCCUCAUGGCUCUCUAGAUAUUGCUGAUCAGAUUAAAUCUUUAAAGGAUAAGAUUACAUCUACAAAAGAUGAAAAAAUGUUGGUUGAUGCCUCUGUUAAUGACACAGUCGAAAUGGAGCAGGAGUCUAGCACUGCUCCAAAGACAGCAGUGGAUGAAACCGAGGCUACAACAUCCAAGGAUGGAGGAAACUUGAAAAUUGUUGUUAGUGAUAAUCCUGAACACAAUAUUUUGAGACCUUCAGAUGAUGGCAAUGGUUUAUUGACUUUGAAUCAAGAGAGUACUGAACAUUCUUCAAAGACUGAUUGCACAGAAACUUCUCCAUCAGAAGCAGUUAAAGAAAAGCAUACUAAUACUCUCUCCCCAGAAAAGAUUGCCACAAAAGGUGAAUUAUUGUUGAGUAAAUUGAAAUCAGUUCUUCUAAGAGGAAAGAGAAAAAUGGAUUUCCUUGUGUCAAAGGAGAUGACUGCAGAUACUGCCCAAGACACUGAGCCCCAUCUCAAGAAGGGAAAAGUUGACUCAGACACUGGGAUGCUGAAGAGUAAUUAUACAAUUACAAGUGUCCAGGACACCAAUGCGCAUGUCAAGGAAGUUUCAAAGAUGCUGUCACUUGACCCUCUUUUUGCAUAUGCCCUAGGCCUGACCCCUAAAGAGACACCAGAUAAGAUACAGAAAACUGAGGGUCAGGAUACUCAACAAAGGAAAGACUCAUCAGAGACACAAGAACAAACCAUUUUAGACAAACAACCUCAAAUCAUACACAGGCCUCCAUCAAUCUUUCCAAGAAGGGGAAGGAUUAAAAUGCUCAAAAAGCAUCAAGGCGUCUCUGCAGAUAAUGUGAAAAAGAAAUGGUGGUUGCAUUUUCAAACCCCAGCUUGUUAUGCCAGUGAAAAACUCAAUUACAAAGAGUGUACUAGGGAUAAUUCUGUCAGGAAGACUGUUAAGGAAAAAAUGAACAGUGCUUGCUCAUCUACAGAUGCUUUGAACUUACUUGCUGACUUGGCACUCAGUGCCAGUAAUGACCAGGUUCCACCACAACCAGACCCAGCACUUGAGAGAAAACCUGAGACAAGUUUGAAGAAGUGUGACCUUACAAAAGAUGUUACCACUGCUGAACAAGAGUCAGUUCUUCAUGCUCUGCUUAGACAGCCUGCUGCUAGAUCCAUGCAGCCUCUUGAGUCUCCUUCACCAAGCCAUCUUAUGGGAGGUAGUGAAUUGGUUGGUUUGGUAUCUAAAGAACAUGCUUACUCAUUGCCCCCAUCUUCCUCUCUACUGUUGGGUUUGCCAGGUACACCCUUCCAGGUAUCCCCUUUAAGUGGUUCUACCAGACUGCUGCACCAUCACCAGACAAUGAAUGGCGAUGGAAUUAAAACACUACACCCAUCUGUCAGCCAGACAGACAGAAGUGAAAAGAACCACAGGACUCCAGAAUACUUGGAAAAACACAUGGUGUGCAGAAGAAAGUUCAGACACUCCCGUACCUUUGUUGACAAGGAUGGAUCUAUCCAAGUCACAAAGGAAUGGAAAGAAAACUAUGACUUUAAUCUAGACAGCAAGUUCACAAAUGAUUCAAAGGAUAGAACUAUCAUCCGAGCCUUGCAUGGCCCAUGGGAUUUCUCCAUGCAAGACACCAAUGAAGAAGUGCGGCUCAUCGUCCACAUGUGGAUUGGUCUGUUCUACAGCCGGUCCACAGACAGGUUCUUUCAUGUUGACUCAUACCCAUGUUCAGAAGAGAGUGAUUGUUUGGAAAUGCCUAGUGGAAUGGAAUCAACACUGGCUCAAUCUGAGCUCAAGGCUUAUUCAUUUGCUCCUUUCCCGAGUGUAACAGACGCUUCAGACCCUUUGAUUUCAAAAGCUUUGGACCUCAGCAAAAAACAGGACUCUGUGUUGGACCAAGGAUCUGUGGUUUUGGACUUGUCACUGAGAAACUCUAAUGCAGAGAUUGUCACUUCAGAUCCACAAGUCAACAGAAAAGAAACUUCUGUGUCCGGUGAUCUGAAAGAAGCUAGUGAAACAUUGAAGACACUCAAGUCAUCCAUGGGGUUACAGGAGGCAAGCACAAUUCAGUGUCACAAAAAAAAAGUACACUACACAGAGAUAAAUGAUGCCGGAAGCACCCAUGAAAGUAAGACGAAAAUAGCUGGGAGCCUGGAGAACACCGGAGUACCAUCUUGUAAAGAUGACCGAACAUUCAUUCUUGUUCAAGACGAGAUGAAAAGUAUAUCUAUUCAGUCAGAAAAUAAUCCAGCUGCUUCAGGAAUUGGCCAUGUGUUAGACGGAUGCAACAAUGAGAAGACUGAUAUGAAAGAUGGCCUUGAAAAUAAGAUGAAAAAAGCUGGGAGGCUGGAGCACACUGAUGUACCAUCUUGUAAAGGUGACGAAACAUUCAUUGUUGUACAAAAAGAGAUGGAAAGCGUAUCUGUUCAGCCAGAAAAUAAUCUGACUGCUUCAGGAAUUGGCCAUGUGUUACAUGGAUGCAACAGUGAGGAGACAAAUGUGAAACAUAGCAUUGAAAAUAAUAGGAAAAAAGUUGGGAGCCUGGAGCACACUGAUGUACCAUCUUGUAAAGGUGAUGAAACAUUCAUUUUUGUACAAAAAGAGAUGGAAAGCGCAUCUGUUCAGCCUGAAAAUAAUCUGACUGCUUCAGGAAUUGGCCAUGUGUUACAUGGAUGCAACAAUGAGAAGAUGGAUAUGAAAGAUGGCAUUGGAAACAAGAGAAAAAAAGCUGGGAGCCUGGAGCACACUGAUGUACCAUCCUGUAAAGGUGAUGGAACAUUCAUUGUACAAAAAGAGAUGGAAAGUGUAUCUGUUCGACCAGAAAAUCAGAUUGCUUCAGGCCAUGUGUUACAUGGAUGCGACAAUGAGAAGACCGAUAUGAAAGAUGGCAUUAAAAAUUCAGAAGCUACAGCAAUGAGUUUAGUUCAAAAACAUGGAAAGGAUUCAUCAAAAUCUGUGACAGUUGUAGAGGUAGACUCCAACAAAGAAGCAGGCAAUGUGGUUCUUACAGUUAAGCAUGAUGCAAUUGAAUCCAAAGAUGGGGAAAACUUGGAAGUGAAAGAAAAUCCAUACCAACAAGGAAAUGUAGAACCUUCUCCAAAAGUGAUUCUUACAGAUGAUGAGUCAACAAACAAAGAGUCAGGUAUAGUCUGCAAUGGAUAUCUUUUGGAAAAUGAGAAGCAGUUAUCUGGAGAGGAACCUGUAUCAGUCUCACCAGGCAAGGCUGAAAAUGUUAAAGAUGUGGAUUGUUGUACAGUCUACAAAGGUAAAGUGAUUGAAGAUGAAGAUCCCUUUGGAAAAGAAAAUGGAUUUGAUGAGAAAGACCGUUGUGUUUCACCUGUGGAAGCUAAUAGUGAAUUGAGUGAUCAUCCACAACCUAUAAAUUGUGAUGGCCCAGAUUCAGUAAAGAAUUACAUUACAGAGUGUAAUCAGAAACCACCAUUUGAUGAGCAACCACCUAAACACAACGAAGAAGAUGCCUGCCAUGAUUUGCACUUGAGAAAGCUGUGUGCAAAUGGCAGUGUGUUGACAGAUGAAAAUGCCAUUUCAGAAAAAUUUCCUCCCGCUUCAUCAGAAAUGGAGCCUAUUUCUAAUGAACCUGCAGUUGAGGGAAAUUCAAAAAAUUAUAUUUGUUUGGCAGAUAAGGCACAUUAUCAGAAGGCAGCAAUACCCAUGUCUGAUGAGAACAACUGUUCGUUAGAGGUUUCUAACGCAAAUGGGUCUAUUCCCCAGACAAAUGAGAGUGUUGAAACAGAAUGCCAAAACAAAGUAAUGGCAAACUUCAAUCUAAUCGGUGUUGAUCAUGAAGAUGGGGAUACCCAAUCAAUUGAGGGAGAUCAAAAAAUUGUAAACACAACUGAAAAAGAACAAUUUUAUCAUCAGGCUCAUUCACCUCAGUGUGAAGCUGAAGCUGCAUUGACUAAAGAAACAGACCUCAAACAGAUCGAAAAAACGAAUGAGGGAUUGGAAAAGAUCAAUAUUGUGAGUUUAAUUCCAUUUAUUGGAAUAGACUCCUCCAGAGAGGAUACAGUACAACAACCCGACACACACUCACAAGGCAAGGUUGAAGAAGUUGACCAGGAAGAAAUACCAUUUAUCAGUAAAACUACCUACCCUGAAACUGUCCAACCCACAGGGUUAUGCAGUACAUCUGAAAUGUACAGUAAAAAGCCAGAACGGUCUGCUGUCAAAAUAUCACUUUCACUUCUUGAUGUAAGUGAAACAUCUGACGACCGGUGCCCUACCCCAACGAUGGACGAGAAACCAUUUCAGUACUUAACUUGCUCUGGACCUAGUACUACUAGUGCUUCUGCUUUUAGUGGUAGUGAAACCUCCAAAAACAUGACUCAGAAAUGUCUUAAUAAAGGAUCAACAUCCAGAAAGGAUGAGGUGCCUCACAAGUCUACAUUUAACAGUGAUGCCACCACUCAUCAUGAGCUUGAACUAAGAACUCAUAGAGUUCUUCAAAGUAUAGACAAGUUCCGCCACCAAACCAGCCACACUAAAACAUCCAGCCAGAUUGAAACCGCUGAGAAACACAUUCUUGAUCAAACUCCUAACCCCAAAAGCAAGUACAUCCCCACUUGCUUCACCACAAGCCACAUUUCAUCUGACUUUAAGGACAAGAAAAUGCAAUGCAAUACAACACCAGCAGUGAUGUCAGCCUCUACCUCACCAGAACUGCACACAGAAUCAACAAGUAACUUUCUCAUAUCACCUUUCAAAAGUAAAUUAGAGGAAGUACUCGGUGUAAAGUUGCAGCUAAAUAAAACUAACUCCCCAGUUCAACAACACUAUUUUGAAAGAAUAGAUAAAUUACAGGAAAAAUCCGUAGGGCAAGAUUGUCAUCCCUACAGAUCUAUUCCCUGUACUGAGAGUUUGCAAGCCAUUAAACCAAAUAUUGACCAAGGUAGACAUAAAACAACCUCACAGAGCAAUUUAAGUCAUGAAUUACGUUCAUACAGUCAGCGUCCUGUCAUGGCAGUGAAACCAUCCAAGACUGAUGAAUGUCAAGCAGAUUGCAUCUCUAAAGACAAACAAAUUGAAAAUGCUGUAAUGUCCCAUUUUUCUGUCAAUAAACCGACAGAAACCCCCGUAGUCACAUACACCAUACCUACCACCAUGUUCUUGGAGAAAAAGACAGAAAGUCUCAAGGAAAACUCUGAGGGACUAAAUGAUGAUAAGCAAGAUGCCAGUGAGCUUUCUUCAAAGAGCAGUUGGUUAUCCAAUGUAAGUGACAGUAAAUCUAACUCAGAUACAGUUAAAUUUGUGCUUCAAGAUCCUUUAAAGCCGCACCAAGGAAGGGACAUUUCAAAAUUAAACUAUAUUCCUUUAUCUUCUUUCCCUGCACAGUCUUUUGAAUCUGCAAAAAAAUUCUCUAAACUUGUUGAUGGAAACCAAGGUUUCAUUACAUAUAGUUCAGUUGAGAAAGUUGGGCAAACAACUAAAGAGAGUAUUGAGAUUGAUCAAAAAGACUGCUCAGAUGCAUCAACUUCACAUGCGGUUUACAAAGAUGGUGGCAUAAUAGAUGACAGUCUCUUCCUGGGACCUCAAAGCUCACUCAUGUGUACGGUCUAUAACACCAGCAGGAAGAAAUCCUAUUCUUUUCUGGAGCAGGUUUCUCAGAGGUGCCUACAAGACGACCCCACUGAGGCAUCAAUUGAGCAGGAGUGCCUUAUCUUCUCAGAACAAAUGAAACAGCUUUUGAAAAGGAGUAAGAGGGGACCCGUCCGCCAACAGGGCACACAUGACGAACUGAAUUUGUCUUGCGCCAGUCCUGUGACUGUGCACUUUUGCAGUCUAGAAGAGCAGGAGGAUUCAGUGGAUCAGUUGACUGCACAUUUAGAUGCACCGUCACUUGUUGGACAAAGAAUUAAGGUAAACAUGUCUGACAGGAAAAAGACUACAGAUGAAGACCAGACUCAUCCUCCAAAUGUAUCUCGGGGAACAGGGAACCCCAUGGAACAUGCUGGAGUUUCUGCUGUGACUUCAGAGUGUGUCAGGCUGUACGAGGCAAUGAUGAAUGAUGUUUGUGCUGUCAAAAAGGUCCCAUCUAGACCACAAAAACACUUCAGAAUUCAUAGAAGUUACUCAAAGGCUGAACCAAGUAACCAUUUUGACUUUUGUGAUCAAAUGAAGAGAGAGAUGGAUGAGAGUUUCCGCAGUAAUCUGAAUUCAGUUGUGAAGAAAUCCUGUAAAACAAAGUACAGAUUCUACGUACUAUUGACGUCAGAUGAUGCCUUCUUUGAGGAAACCAAGGCACAGUUAGAGGCAGAAGGCCACACUGCUGUACAGCCAUCCGAGUUCUUCCUUGGUGAGGAUAGUUCUUCAUCUCUACUCAUCAUCCUCAGGAAUGAAGACAUUGCAGAGCACAUUUGUGAGGUCCCACAUUUGCUCGAGCUGAAGAAGUCCCCAGGUGCGCAGUUUGCUGGAAUUGACGAACCAGAUGAUGUCGUGAAUCUCACCCAUCAGGAGCUCUUCACGAGGGGUGGCUUUGUAAUGUUCGACAGAGCUGCACUGGAGUCCCUCAGUUUUUGCAAAAUGAAAAAAAUGUCAGAAAUCUUGCAAGAGCGAGGCAGAACGGGGAAGUGGAAAUGGAUGUUGCACUACAGAGAUAGCCGUCGACUGAAAGAAAAUGCGAGGUUGAGUGCAGAGGCAAAAGAGAAGACGCACUUCCUAAACUGGUGCCAAGAAGCUGGAAUAUUGGAGGUCUUGCCUUAUCAUGAGUGUGACCUCAUGUCAAGAGAGCAGCCUGACUAUCUCACGUGUUUGGUCCGUUUGCAGGUCCAGAAUAUAUCAGCCCGUUACCCUGUCUUUAUAACCGAUACAACAACAGACAGCGCAUUUGGAAAGAAUGGAAUUUUAACAAUGACUUUUGACUCUUUCCUGAUGUAUUCUCCAAGCAAACCAAUUACAGCCUGACUUGGAAAAUGUCAGAUGGACAAACUUAGAACAAAACAAUGAAAAACUCACUGGAUGUAAGGAGAACCCAGUAAUUUACCAUUUUUAUGGUGAUUUAAAACCUACUACAUUUAAUAUUUUUCUUGUCUUGUCAGUAAAGCUCUUUUGCAUCAAGCAAUAAUUAUUCAUUUAUGGUCAUUGAUGGGAUGUUUUUUUUUCCAUUUGUCAACUAAGUUAUCAUUAAGUUAAUGGAUAGAGUGACAGUGCCAAUAUACAGACUGUAUAUACUGCAUUUUGUAUUAUAUUUUGUAUUGUAAAUUGUUUUUACAGUGUAUUGUUUUAUUUACAGUCCUGAGUUUAUACAUUUGCAGCACAAUCAUUAGUGUUUGUUUUUAGAUAAAAAUCGACAGAAUUGCAACAAAAUUUAAUUAGGAUGUUUUCUGUUUUAUAUAUUAAAGUAUGCUACUGCACACUGUUAAGGUUGCGUACAGUGAUUCUUAAGUAUUGGGUGUUAAAUAGUUUUAACAUAAUUACUAAGCACUUAAUAUUUCAUGACAUGUACAAAGCAAUUUGACUAAGAAUAAAGAGGUUUCAUUAA